AUGCCCGAGAAGGAGGCCUCGGACCCCAAGGGAGGCGCCGGGGUUGAAGAGGACCCCUUUCUCAAGAGCACCUGCGUCUACUCGAUCAGCUCGUGCAUGAUCCUGAUCCUGGUGUUCUUCAUGGCACUUCCCGGAGCCCUGAUGCCCUAUUUGACCCGGGUUCGGUUCAUCAGGGAUGUGCCCAAGAAGGAAGACAUCCAGCUGGACAACAGAGGCCCCGAACCACUCCUGAUUUGCCAGCUGGACCCGCACAGCUUUUCGAGGCCUCCGCCUUGGACCUACGCCCAAAGAUAUAUCCCUGUUCACCUGUGCUCGCACAUUGUGCUUCCGCUUGUAGGCCUACCUGAUUUCUUCAGUGACAUGCAGAACUACGACAGCCUGACUUCGGCCAACCCGCCAUUUCACCUUGCCGACCUGACUCCCCUCGUUAAGUCCAAGCCGCACCUAAGGCUCUUGGCAGGAUUGGGAAGUUUUCAAGAUGCUAGCGGGCUCCUGCAUCGGGUUGCAUUGAGCCAAGAGAGAAGCACGGCGUUUGCGCGGAACUUACUUCGCUGGACUCUCGUGAACCGCCUGGAUGGACUGAUGGUGACCGGCCUUUUUCCAGUGUCGGACGGCCAUCUACGCAAUUCUGCCGUGCGCUUGCUCAAGAAACUGGCCACUCUCUUUCGCCACAGGGAGUUCCUGCUCGUGUUGCCACCCGAGUCGUCUCUGUUACGCAGGCCUAACGCAGGCAAGAGGCUUGCGCAGCUGGUGGAUAUGGUCGUGCUGCCACCGCAAUGGAUCGGACGCAGCCGAGCGCUGGAAAAUGUCCUUGCAAGCAGCUUUCCUCCUUCUAAGCUGAUUGGGGCCAUCCGCUUUGAAGGCAUUCCGUACACGCUAAACCACAGGGAUAGUUACACUGGUUCUGUGCCAGGCAACGAACACACGUUCGCGUAUCACGAGCUGUGCGCCAAGCGAGGCUGGAAGCGCCACAGCGACGGGGACAUCACUCUCUUGCAUCGCGGUCGUUCUUGGUUCAUAUACGAAGACGCGCAGUCCUUGGCAAUGCAAACUGCAAAAUUCAUGGAGAAAGGACUCGCCGGCAUCCUUGUGUGGGAUGUCAGUGCCGACGACUUCCUGGGCUUCUGUGGCACCAAGAACAUUCUACUCGAAACCGUUCAUAAUGCUUCUUUAGCGAUGAGUGCAUCGUUACUGAAUUUGACAUCGGAAACCUGGAACAACAACCCCAUGAAUGCCUCUUCAGUUGCCGAAUUAAACAUGUCAGUCUUAUGA
Molecule: messenger RNA, 1272 nt
Organism: Dermacentor andersoni
Lineage: Eukaryota; Metazoa; Arthropoda; Arachnida; Ixodida; Ixodidae
Product: endochitinase-like
Biological process (GO): chitin catabolic process; carbohydrate metabolic process
Cellular component (GO): extracellular region
Molecular function (GO): chitin binding; chitinase activity
Source: RefSeq, a predicted model, not a curated record